Chaetomium strumarium is the source of this 1395-nucleotide messenger RNA. RefSeq lists its product as uncharacterized. The transcript has 3 exons. Gene Ontology annotation, cellular component: nucleus. Gene Ontology annotation, molecular function: protein binding. NCBI's taxonomy places the organism in Eukaryota, Fungi, Ascomycota, Sordariomycetes, Sordariales, Chaetomiaceae. The coding region runs from base 1 to 1395 and encodes 464 amino acids. The record is from RefSeq and is a predicted model, not a curated record.
AUGGCCAACGUGGUCAUCGACAACAAUGGCGGACAUGACGGCGCAGACGACAUCAUUGACGACGACGAUUACACGCCGCCGCGCGAGGCCUUCCACACCAAUCCGCAGCUGUGCAAGGACUUGAUUGCCCGCCUGGGCUCGCCCGUCCCGCCGCUUGCGAUCCGCUCAUCGUCGAUCUGCAUGGGCUCGGGACUCUUUGCUGCCGCAGAGAUUGACGCGGGCCGCGAGAUCUACUGCGUUACGCUCCAAUUGGCGGCUAUCGAUGCUGAUGAGACGUCCUUCUGUCACUGGUGUUUCAGGGACCAGACGGCCGGGUUCGGUCGCCCGUCUAAGGAAAAUGGGGCGGUUAAGGCCUGUACGGGGUGCAAGACUGCCAGGUUCUGUUCUAAAAAGGAGUCUGUCGGAUAUGCCUUUGAUGCCGUGACAGCCACCAUCAACCACUCGUGCGACCCCAACGCCUUUGUCUACUUUGAGGGUCGUAAGCUGCACAUCCGCUCACUGAAGAAGAUUGCUGCCGGCGAGGAGAUCACUAUCUGCUACCUCGAUCCCACCCUCGACGUCGCUGCCCGGCAGGCUCUGCUGCAGCACGAGUACUUCUUCGACUGCAACUGCAAUCGCUGCAGAGCCGAGCACAAGGAAAAGCUCACCCUGCUCAAACCCAGCAAGGAUCUCGACCCGCUGCACCAAGCGCAGCGCGAAAUCCACGCGCUCCUGCGGUCGGCGAUGCGCGCGGCCAAGCACCCCGGCAUCUACCCUUCGUUCGAGGACCUCCCGACGAUCGAGACCAAGCUGCGCACCAUCAUCAACAACGCCGUUCCUGGCGGCGGCGCGGCGACGGCGCCCUGUUGUUGGCCGGAGCACCUCGAGCCGCUGCCGUCGGCCCGCCUCGUGCUGGCCAACCUCUACCUCGACCAGGGCAAGCCCAUCCCGGCGCUGCGCAACGCCCUGAAGGGCAAGUUCCUCAGCAUCCGCGGCCGCGGUGGCGGGCCCGAGUGGAUCAACGAGAUGACUGACGUGACCACGGUGCUGGUCAUUGCGGGCAGCCUGCCGCGCGAGACGACGGCGGAGGAUAACAACAACAACAACAACAACAACAACAACAACAACGACAACGAGACCUCCUCAUGCUCCUCCUUUCCGUCGGUGGACGACAUCAAGGCUGUCACGUACGGGUAUCUGUAUGAGACCUGUCGGGAGGCGGGGAAGGUGUUUGGCGGCGAGGCUGAGUUUACUAAGGGAUUGUGCACCAUGUUGACUGACAUGCUGCGCACGAACCCCCGGGUGCGGGUGGGGACUAGGGAGUUUAGGGUGCAGUUUGAGAAGGCGCAGAAGGCGGUUCUGGCUUGGGCUGGGAUUGAUGGAGGUAGUGAGGGGGUGGGGUUGGUUCUGUCUUAG